This is a messenger RNA of Vitrella brassicaformis, 2377 nucleotides long. NCBI's taxonomy places the organism in Eukaryota, Vitrellaceae. The record is from the annotation of a GenBank genome assembly.
GACAGAUUCAGUACGCACAUAUGCACGUACGUACGUGCUUGACAGGUACGACAGACGGUACGUACACGUGUCUCACGGGCAGGCAGGCAGGCUAGGCUAGGCUGUACGUACGCCUUGAAGGGGGACAUCCAUGCUGGUCGGUUGGCUGGCUGGCGUGUGCCUGUAUGUAUGUAUUGUAUGAAUUGUGUCCCGUCCCGUCCCAUCAUACAUACAUGUCUGCCUGCCAUGCCAUGCAUAGAGGGAUUUAUUUGUACAGUUAAGUUGCACAACGUGAGCAUUGACUGACUGAUGAGAGGGUACACCCUGGGAUGUGUGCAUUCCAAACUAACUCAGAGGAUCCAACCAUUCGGGCCGCCGUGUCCGUCAGCAUGCUAUGCUUCAUUCAGCAGCGCCGUCGCAUAGAAGACCGUCUGCAUCACACACACACACAUUGCCCGACCGGUGGGUGCUGUAUGUAUGACGUCACCACCUCCAUUGAAUACCGUGGGCAUCAUUUCCAGCUGAGCUCGCCGCUGAAGCGUCUGACAACCAGAAUGGGGGCAAUCAACCCACCAAACAAAGCAAGCGACCCGACCAUCAUAACGCCACGCCCAGGAGAGAUUUAAAAUGAUGGCACCGCACCGCACCUUGAUGGCAUUCACGGCAUUCCUGCGGACCUUAUCGCUUAUCGGAAGGCAUGCAGACAAACACUCACAGCAGACCUGCAGCGCAGCGCAGCCACCACGGCAGACGUGGAUCUAUGCAUGUAGGCAUUUAGCUAACAGCAUAGAUAUCUGUCUGUCUCACGAUACAUGCAUACCAUGAGGGUGUGUUCAUCGACAGGGAGUCGUGCGCCGGUCCAUCCGCCCCUGGCUGAGUCGGCAGCGUGUCUAUGUCUCGAGGAUGCAUCCGGCGAGCGGCCCCGCCGGCCGUCCAAACGGUACUCACUCACACCCACACAGUCCAUACCCAACAUACUGCACACACACGCACACACGGACACACACACAUACACAGACAACAGCAAUCCAAAACAUACCACCAGUCUGUCUGUCUGUCUGUCUGAUGCCUUUAUGUAUGUCAGCCCGACCCGGUGCAGAAGUCGCAGAAGUGGAUGAGGGCACUGGUGGGCAGCAAACUGCACCGCGCAUGCACAAGCCGCGCACAACGACCCACCUGCACACAGACAGACAGACAGACAGACACCCAGCCAAACAGGGACACCAUUGAGUGUGUCUUGUCGAGUGAGAGAGAGGGCACUCAUUUACGGGCGGGAGUGGCCUGCGUUGCCUUACCAAGUGUGCCUGCAUACGGCAGGUGAGUCUGAGUAUUUGGAUCCCGUGGGCGGUCGUGGGAGUCGGUGUGUGGUUUGUGGGUGCGUUGAAGGGGAUGGUUUUUAUGGUGUGUGUGUGUUUGUGUGGGUGGGGGCCGCCAGUGGUGGGGUGGUGGUAGGGUGACGCCAUCGUCUCGGGGGAGGGGUACACACUCAACCCACGACACACAGGGGGGUGGUGGUGGUCACAGGCCGCCUGAUAGGGCACGACAGACACAAGCAAGCAAACAAACAAGGAAGGCAGGCAUCCAAUCAAUCAGCCGACAAACAAGCAUUGAUUGUUUCGAACGCCUCCCUACCUGUGGAUGGUUGGCCAGUGCGAGUAGGAGCCUUUCCAGCCCCUGUGCGGCUGCGUCUUGGUGGGCGGCCCGGGUGGUCCACCCAUGCCGCACCCGCUGUGCGAUGGUGUGGCUGAGGUACGCCCACAGCGCCAAGGGGAACGCACCGAUGGCCAUCAGCUCUACCAUCGACGUCAACACAGAAGAGGCCGCCUUUCCUUGUGAGGUGGUCUCAGCCUCGGCUGGUGUGUCGGUGUCCGCUGGUGGAUAAUGUGAUCUAGCCACGGUGCCCUCGAGCCAGUAUGCCAGCAAAUCACACACGGCUGGCCCCUGACGGACGGACAUGACGGCACCACCAAGACUCAUGGCCAUGAAUGAGUCAAUGCAGUCCAUGUGUGUGACUGACUGACCUGUUGUCCGAUGGAUGUUUCCCAUGCGAAGCUUGAGAAUGCGGCAUCAUCUGUCAAGAUGGACUCCAUCACGGCCUCCAGAUCAGCUGCCUGCAGCCAUCGCAGCGCAAGCAGACAGACAGGUAGAUAGAGGGACUGCAUGGCAUGGCAUGCAGUGGGACCACGGGGCGGGCAAACCAAACCAAACCGGAUGCAGAUCACGCCCAUGCAGACCAGUAAGCAUCCCCUCCCCUAAACCUACCUGUUGGCCGUCGGCCUUGUUGGCUUCCAGCAGCUUCGUGAGCUCAGACGUGCAGGACGCUGGCGACGACCGCAUCCCUACCUACCAGUGGAUGGAUCUGGCCAAGGAGGAGAAGAGGGGCUAGGCCCAGGCAGGA